This is a messenger RNA of Capronia epimyces CBS 606.96, 1461 nucleotides long. Its product is annotated as phosphatidylinositol glycan, class M. NCBI's taxonomy places the organism in Eukaryota, Fungi, Ascomycota, Eurotiomycetes, Chaetothyriales, Herpotrichiellaceae. Bases 1 to 1461 code for a protein of 486 amino acids. Gene Ontology annotation, cellular component: membrane; glycosylphosphatidylinositol-mannosyltransferase I complex. Gene Ontology annotation, molecular function: alpha-1,4-mannosyltransferase activity; GPI mannosyltransferase activity. Gene Ontology annotation, biological process: GPI anchor biosynthetic process. The transcript has a single exon. The record is from RefSeq and is a predicted model, not a curated record.
AUGCCGUCGCUCCUGGCCUCAGUGUUCUCCUCCCGCACCUCGAUUUUCGCCUCUGCCUUUCUUCUGCGGGCCAUCCUCCUAGUUUAUGGGAUAUAUCAGGACUCAGUCUCCGCCAUAAAAUACACAGACAUCGACUACUACGUCUUUACAGAUGCAGCGCGGGCCGUCACCUGGCGUUCUUCGCCCUACGACCGCGCAACGUACCGCUAUACUCCUCUGCUUUCCUGGAUCCUUCUCCCCACCAGUUGGGGAGGGCUCUGGUUCCAUUUUGGCAAAGUGCUGUUUGCACUGUCUGAUUUGAUUGCUGGAUGGCUCAUCCUAAUGGUCUUGAAGAGACGGGGGUUGCAAGAGGGAAAAGCGUUGAAAUAUGCCAGUGUAUGGCUCCUAAAUCCGAUGGUCGCGAACAUCAGUACUCGUGGAAGCAGCGAGGGGUUUCUUUGUGUCCUGGUCAUGGCACUCUUAUGGGCCUUUGAGACAGGGAAGAUCACCCUGUCGGGAAUCCUGCUGGGCUUGUGUGUGCAUUUCAAGAUAUACCCUUUCAUCUACGGGGCCAGCAUGCUGUGGGCGCUCGAGACCAGAUCCUCUACCUCAACCAGCACGACAUUACAGAGCGUGCUCAAGUUCUUCAACACAAACCGCAUCUUGUUCAUCUCUGCAUCGCUUCUCACAUUCGCAGCUCUCAAUGUUCUCAUGUACAAUAUCUACGGCCCACCGUUUCUCCAGCACACUUUUCUCCACCAUCUGACGCGAAUCGACCAUCGCCACAACUUUUCCCCAUAUAAUACACUACUCUACCUCUCGUCCGCCCAGCAAGCGGUCCCUUCUCUUGCGGGUGCAUCGGCAGCAUUAUCUUUAGAAUCUCUGGCAUUUGUGCCACAACUGCUGCUUUCCGCUUUUCUCAUCCCCGUUGGAAUGGCCAAACGAGACCUGCCAGCGACGAUGCUUGCACAGACCCUGGCCUUUGUCACGUUCAACAAAGUCUGCACUUCCCAGUACUUUCUGUGGUACCUCAUCUUCUUGCCGCUGUACAUUCCGAAUUCAUCGCUUACUGCACGGCCAGCACUUGGUGCAACUGCCCUGGCACUCUGGGUAUUGGGUCAGGCUGCAUGGUUACAGCAGGGCUACCAGCUUGAGUUUUUGGGUAGGAGCACGUUUGUCCCCGGCUUGUUUGCAGCAAGCCUGGGCUUCUUCGCGAUCAACUGUGGGAUACUCGGGAUCGUGGUGGAAGACGUGGCUAUAAGCCCGGUUAUGAAUGUGGUAGCGGGAUCACGACCAUCAGUUUCAGUCUCGGCUUCAGCCUCGGGUUCUAAACCAACGUCAAAGACCGAGACGAAUGCGGUUUCACAAAGGAGCACGGAUGGCCCAAGAUCUAGCAGACCGCGAGGCAACAGCGUCCUAGACAUAAGUGAUAUCACUAGUGUCCAUCUAGGCCCGCGAAACCGGGUGUUGAAGAGCAACUAA